AUGGUGCAGGAAACAUACGACAUUGUGAUCGUGGGCGCAGGCCCAGUCGGUCUGCUUCUGUCCCUGUGCAUGUCACGAUGGGGAUACAAGGUCAAGCACAUCGAUAACCGCCCUGUACCGACCGCCACCGGUCGCGCCGACGGUAUUCAACCGCGCUCCACUGAGAUCCUGCGCAACUUGGGUCUGAAGCGCUCGAUUAUGGCCUAUGAACCGGCCAAGGUUUAUGAUGUCGCUUUCUGGGACCCCAAGGGCGAUGGUUCAGGUAUUGGUCGUACUGGCAGCUGGCCUAGCUGCCCUCGCUUCAUCGAUACUCGCUAUCCUUUCACCACCCUGGUUCACCAGGGCAAGAUCGAGCGAGUUUUCCUGGAUGAGAUCGAAAAGGCCGGUGCUCAUGUGGAGCGACCUUGGACCAUUGUUGGAUUCAAGAACGACGGCGCCAACGCUGACUACCCCGUCGAGGUCAGCCUGAAGUCUAUUGAUACCAACGUCAUUGAGAAAGUGCGCUCCAAGUACCUCUUCAGUGGUGAGGGUGCUCGCAGCUUCGUCCGUGAGCAGCUCGGUAUCAAGAUUCACCACAAGGACCCCAUCGCCUACGUCUGGGGUGUCAUGGAUGGUGUUGUUCGCACAAAUUUCCCCGAUAUCGAGACAAAAUGUACUAUUCACUCUGAUGCUGGCUCAAUCAUGGUUAUUCCCCGCGAGGAUAACAUGGUCCGCCUGUAUGUUCAGAUCGCCUCGUCUACCGAUGCUGACUGGAACCCCCGCAAGACUGCCACCGCCGAGGAGGUCCAGCAGACCGCCAAGAACAUCCUGAAGCCUUACUGGAUUGAGUGGGACCGUGUUGAGUGGUACUCUGUGUACCCUAUUGGUCAAGGUAUUGCUGAGAAGUACACUUUGGAUGAGCGAGUCUUCAUGGGUGGUGACGCCUGCCACACCCACAGCCCCAAGGCUGGCCAGGGUAUGAACACUGCAUUCCACGAUGCCUUGAACAUGGCCUGGAAGAUCCACGCCGUUGAGAGUGGAUUCGCGGACCGUUCCAUUCUGAGCACCUACGAGACCGAGCGCAAGGACAUUGCUGAGACACUCCUGAACUUCGAUUCCAAAUACGCUGCUUUGUUCUCCAAGCGCCGUCCCAAUGCCAGUGAAGUCUCCGCCAGUAAGGCUGUCAAUUCCGACGAGGAGGAGGACGAGUUUGUCAAGACCUUCAAGUCCUCUUGCGAGUUCACCAGCGGAUACGGAGUUGCCUACAAGCCCAACGUCUUCAACUGGGAUGCUAGCCACCCCGCCAAGUCCGCUCUGUUCAACAUUCCCAAUGUCAAAUUGACCCCUGGUCGUGCCUUCACUCCCACUACUGUGACCCGUCUGGCAGACUCCAACUUCGUCGAGCUGGAGCAAGAGGUUCCCGCCAACGGAGCUUUCCGUAUCUUCAUUUUCGCUGGUAACCAAAGCAAGACCAAGAAGGCUAUCGCCGAUCUUGCCGCCAACCUCGAAAAGGAACGCUCAUUCCUCUCCGUCUACCGCCGCUCUGACAUCGCCGAUGUCUCUUUCUUCGAGCGUCACAACCCUCACUCCAAGCUGUUCACCCUCUCAGUUAUCUACGCUGGCAGCAAGAACGAGCUCGAUAUGGACUCUGUUCCCCAGGUCCUGCGGGACUACCACCAUCACCUUUACGCUGAUGAUAUUCCCGACGUCCGUGUCCCUGAGGCUAAGUUCUCUGCCCACGAGAAGCUCGGCUUUGACGCCGAGAAGGGUGGUAUUGUCGUCACCCGCCCCGACAGCCACGUUGCCUGUACCAUCCAAUUGGUGGAGGGUUCUGGCACAGCCGACGCUCUCAACGAGUACUUCAACUCCUUCUCCAGCAAGGCACUGGGUCAGGAUUCUCAACAGAGCCGUCUGUAA
Molecule: messenger RNA, 1896 nt
Organism: Penicillium angulare
Lineage: Eukaryota; Fungi; Ascomycota; Eurotiomycetes; Eurotiales; Aspergillaceae
Product: putative FAD monooxygenase
Exons: 2
Coding region: 1-1896 (631 amino acids)
Molecular function (GO): FAD binding
Source: RefSeq, a predicted model, not a curated record